UCUCUCUCCACCAGCUGAUAGCCCAAAACGAACGAUCCGGCUGGGUAGAGAACAGCGCUGGCAGUGCGGCCAGCCAGCUGCUCUGCUGCUGCUGCAGCUAUCGCUACUGCUGCCGCCGCUCGAGCUAACCCACCCCUGGGGGCUGCCUGCCCGCCUGUUUAGCCGAAGCCAGCCCCCGUCUUGCGCAGCGCUCUGUGAAGAAGCGACAGACUCGGCACAGGAGAGAGAGAGAGGAAAAGGGACCCCCCCCCCAAUCAUCCAUCGCCGGACAUCAUGAGCUCGAGAAGUUCCAUGGCCGAGAGUCAGGACGAGCGGCAGAGCGUGUUGGUGGACAAGCCCGCGAUCCACUGCUACAAGUGCCGCGACCUGUGCCGCGGGGAGGUCCUGCGCGUGGAGAAUCGCCACUUCCACGUCUCCUGCUUCACCUGCAAAGUGUGCGGCUGCGACCUGGCGCAAUGCGGCUUCUUCGUGAAGAACGGCGAGUACGUGUGCACGCUGGACUACCAGCGCCUCUACGGCACGCGCUGCCAGGCGUGUGGCGACUUUGUGGAGGGAGAGGUGGUGACGGCACUCGGCAGGACCUACCACCCCCGGUGCUUCGUGUGCUCCGUGUGCAGGCAACCGUUCCCGUCAGGGGCCCGUGUCACGUUCAACGGGAGGGAGUGCUUGUGCCAUGAGUGUACGCAGCCCAUCUCGCCCGUGCUGCGCGACCCCAGCAACCCCAGCAACUGCGCUGGGUGUGGACGAGACAUCAAAAACGGGCAGGCGCUGCUUGCCCUGGAGCGGCACUGGCACCUGGGCUGCUUCAAGUGCCGAGCGUGCGGCAAGGUUCUCACCGGAGAAUACAUCAGCAAGGACGGGAUGCCCUAUUGCGAGCGGGACUACCACUCCCAGUUUGGCGUUCUGUGCGACGGCUGUGAGAAGUACAUCACCGGCAGAGUCCUGGAGGCGGGGGACAAGCGCUACCACCCGAGCUGUGCGCGAUGCUUCAGGUGUCACCACAUUUUCUCGGAGGGCGAAGAAAUGUUCCUGCAAGGCUCCUCCGUGUGGCAUCCGGACUGCAAGAAGGCGGCCAGGGCCGAGGAGCGAAAGCGCCGAGUCUCGGCUGAGAGCAUUCCUUCCCGGCCCAGCUCCAGCAUUUCAGGCUCCCCGAGCCAUUCUCUCUACGCACGAGUGGACAAUGAGGCGAUGGAUUAUAAGGACCUUGCAGCCAUCCCGCGGGUGAAGGCCAUUUACGAGAUCGAACGACCCGAUCUCAUCACGUACGAGUCUCGCUAUGCUGGGGAGAGGCUAGAGCAGGGCCCAGUGGAGGUGCAUGAGAGGCUGGAGCGACGAUCCUCUAGUCACGGCACCAUCAGCUCUCCCGGCUAUGCCCGCCACGGGUUCUCUCCCUCUGCCACGCGAUCGCCGCAGCACUUUCACUGCCCAGGUAUCCCAGGCAUGAUCACGACAAGUACACACAGCUCGCCCUCGCAAAAGCGGUCCCUAGGGCAGUCGCCCUCCCCCCGCCCCCCCCAGUCUCCCAAACACUUUCACCUGCCAGAAGACAGCUCCAACAUUUACAGGAAGCCGCCCGUCUACAAGCAGUACGAGCCGUCGUCACUGUUACCCGCUGCUGCCGAUUCUGCCGCCGCUGGGCGCGCAGAGUCGUCGAUGAUGUCGGGGCCGGGCGGUCGUGUCGUCGGGGAGGACGUCAUCCAGGCGGCCAAAUUCCCGGCGGCGCACGCCCCGGAUCCCGCACUGCCCGCCAAGAUCGAGACCGACUACUGGCCCUGCCCCCCUUCUCUCGCCGCCGUCGAGUGGCGGAAGAACAGGACCAUGCACGAGGAGGAGGAGGAGGACGAGUCAAGGCGGCGUCGAGUCGUUCACGAGCAGGAGAUGAGCAAGGUGCAGUCGGGCCUCGGGCGGAUGAUCCUGCGGGAGGAGAUGGAGAACCAGCGAGAGCUGGACCCGCGGUCGUCGUCACGCACGCCCUCCGCUUCCAGCGAGCCCUCGCAGCGCACGCUCUUCGACUCCCCCGUGCAUGCGUCUCCAUCAAGGAGUCUGUGCCCUGAGGAGCAGGGGUCUCCAUCCAAGUCUUCUUCCCUUCCAGGUUAUGGAAGGAAUGGGCUGCAGCGGCCCCAGUCGACAGAUUUCCAUCACGUCCAUGGAAACUGUUACCAAGAUCCCCGAGAUUGCCAGGUGCCACCAUCGACAAUAGAGGAGGCUAUGACGCCUGCUGCGGGCGGUGGAACACGGGCGUCCCGAAUGGAGAAAGGCGUGUCUAUGCCAAACAUUCUGGAGCCAAAGAUAUACCCGUACGAGAUACUGAUCGUUACGACUCGCGGACGAAGCAAACUACCGCGCGCCGUGGACAGGACCACUCUAGAGCGCCACUUGUCUCCAGAAGAAUUCUACCGGCUGUUUGGGAUGAGCAUACAAGAGUUUGAUCGCCUGCCCCUGUGGAAGAAGAACGAGAUGAAGAGGAGGCUUAGGCUCUUUUGAAUUUGCGAAAACAAUCCGGCUCGAAAUGAGAUGCAUGGAGAAAAUCCACUUUUAGAGAGAAAGAGGGGCAACCACACACGUCUUUGAUGGACUGUUCAAAAUUUAGCAAAUUGUACAGGUCACCAGUGGAUUCUCAUCAAGGUGUAUUAUAACGAUACUUAAGAUAAUUUUAAAUGGCUACAUUGUUUCGUACCUUGGAGUUCAUUUGUAUGUGUUAACUUUUAACAUUUGUACACGUAACACUGGGUUGAUGUCACACUUAUUAUUUUCCUCUUUCCUCCUUAAUGGAACAUCAGCUUGGAUGCCUUUACUUUAUAUAUAUUAAAAAGACCUGUAGCUAUAUAAAAUAUAUUUGAACUACUAACAGAAGAACCUGUUCAUUUGGACUUCUAAUGAGCAUUGUGUCAUUUUGAAGAAAAUUUAAUGAGUUAUGCAUGUACACUUCCAAAUUAAUUUACUUAGUCAUACUCUUUUUUUGCCAGUGUUCAUUCUAUUGUGAAGAAAUUCAUAUUCCUUCAAUUGUUAUAGAGCUUAUACAUUUCUUUCAAGGGCUGGUUAAGGCUAUUGUAUUAGACGGCACAUUAUCUUGCCAACAGCACGCACUAAUGGCGUUAAGCCCAAGUGAAGGCUGCAGGCAAUGGGACCGAGAGGAUCCAUUUCACGGCUCGAUCUUUUGUCUUUACGUUUGCAAUUCUGCGCGAAGCUGUAGCCGAUAAAGCCAAAUCGGCUCAAAAAGCAACGCUGUCCUCGUGAAUGUGAAGAUGGAGUCGUCGUGACCCGCAGGCGGAUGGAGAAAAUGGGAAAGUCAGUGGUGAAGUUUCGAAUGCCCUGCACUAAAUAUUAUGUAAAGAUGUGGCCAAAUAAGAAUGGAAGGAUUAAUUCUUCCAUGCACUAUUGUUUUCAAAUUGACUGUCAAUGCGAAAACAACAUCAAGCGCAUAAACCUUAAUCACCUUGCAGCCACACACCUCCUAGCACAGGGAACAUUUGCGGUCAGGAGCAGGGUCAUGAUGUCUUAGAAAUGUGACUGGACAGAGGCGGGAUGCCAUCGCACGGGCGAAUUCUACCGGCCUCCCAAACGAUUUCCUCGCGAACACGUCCCGAGCCGCGUUUUCCGCACCACCUCUUUGUGGCCGACUUUUGGAUCCAGACCAAAUUGCGGGGCUAACGUGGGUUGCGGCCCCGUGGCACCGGCGCUGCCUUGGCGGUCGGUCUGAUAAGGAGUGGACGUCUCGACGUUUGUGGCAGCGUUUGUGGGGAAACACGGGCGCGGCUUCAUCCGCCACGCGACGCGGCUCAACGUUGAGCCACCCGAACGGCCGAGUCUGAAUCCGACAACGGCGUUCCCUUCGCCGCUCUCGCCGGCAGUCGGUGCUACCGUCAGUGUUGCGAGACGAGUGAGAAAGGGAGAAUAAGGGGAGGGGGGGUGGGGUGCGCGUGUCAUCGGCACGAGGCCCCGACCAGUGCCCAACUGUGACCAAUGUGAAGGUGGCUCGAGCUCAUGUGGCCAAUGAAGUAAAGUUGCCACCGUCUCUCCGCUGCUUUAAUGGGGGAGGGGGGGGGGCGGUAAUGGGGCAUACAUUAUGUAGAUGCGUGGCGUCGAGAUGUAACCUUGUGAAAGAGAGCUGCGACGUUUUAGAUAGGACGUAGAUUUAACGGGUGUGUCUUCGCUUUUUUUCGAGGUGCGUAAAACUCACAUUAAAGUGGCACCCGUGCGUAACAAUUUAACAGAGGAAUUACUGAAAAUUUUUAUGUUGGUUUUGGGUUUUGUUUUCCAUAAACAAAGCACUUAAAUACAGUUCCUGCACUGGAAAACAUUCAUUAAUCCGGAUGCUUAGGACACGAGGACUUGUUUUUCGUAUAUGUACUAUUGAAAUAUUUAAAUAUUGCUGGUGAUAUAGUACACCAUAUUUAUUAUAGAUAACACUAGUCCGUGUACAUACCUGUGGUAGAAAAAGCUAGGUAUGAGCAUAUACAAUGCGUCGUACUGCACAGCACCUACUACCAGUCGAGGAACGCAUUAACUUACGCGAUUGUCACCGUUUUUAUUGAGUAAUUUAUUUACGUAUGUGCGUAAGUCCCGGUAUAUAUACACAGGCACACAUUCUUACAUAUCGGCCAGCUUAAAAUAUAACGGGAUCAAAAUCAUCUCGACACUACGCGUACAUUCGAAACUGUGCACAUACAUAUUUAAACAAAAUACACGUUAACAUCGGUGUAAAACGUCGCUUUUUUUUAGCUUGGUCCAUGAUUGGCUUGAAGGGCAGUUCAGUAUGACACGGCAGAUGUCGGGCAGAUUAUGGCACAAACCACAGUAAAGCAGUCCGAAAGCAGAGCAGCUCUGAGUUAUUGCAAUAACGCUCGUGCAGAUUUUGACAAAUAGAGAAGGAGAUUUGCUGAAUGCGUGUAAUAGAAAGAGGAUGGGUGCCUGCUCGCUCAGCCAGUGGACAAUUUAUUAAGGCGAUUUUUUACUUAAGUUCCUCGCUUACGGUAUCCGAGCUCUGUGCUACAUUCGACCUUUACUCUAAUGCGUUGUCUGUCUGAUUCCAAAGCCUUUUAAAAUAAGAUCAGCACCGCCAGCGCUCCAGAUAAGGUUGUGGAUCUCCGAGUAAUUUCCCCUUAAAUUUUGAAAUGUUAAAAAGUAGAAUCUUUAAUGCUCACUUAUGGGGUUAUGCGUGAAGUAGAACCUUGUAUGCUCACUGUAAUGUUUUUUUUUUGCUUUGCCCUUGUACUUCAAUUUGGUCUUACGAUAACAGCCCACAAUACGGAGGAAGAAAGAAAGGAAUCCUCAGUUAUUAUUUUUUUUUACUCCAAAAUAAAUGAAAACUGCGUAAGUGCAGUUUAGCCCGGGUAAGUUACCGAACGUCUCUUCAAGGAACCCAAGGAUCACAUGACCGCUCCUCCACGCUGUUUCUGUCAUGCGAGUUAGAAGUGCGUGUGCAAAGUUUGCGAUGCAUAUUAUUUGUUAUAAUGCAUAAUUAAUAUGUAUUUUUUGUAUCCGUAAAAAAAUGCCCGGCAUGCAACUUAUCUGGAGCACCGCACGCUCGCACUAUGCUGUCGUUAGACAAGCAUGCAAACAAAGAAGGGUGUUUAUCUUGCUGUUUAAGGCCUUUGAAUAAUUUCAUUUAGAAGUUUGCAGCACGUGUAAAAAAAAAACUCGUUUAAUUAUACCUGAGUGUGUUGAAUUUACUUUGGAAAUUGCAAACGUUUGUUACAUAUACAUAUUUUGGGUUGAACUCUAUCAUAUUUCACAAGUUAUCUAGAUUUACACUUGUAAUGAUAUUUCUUUUUGUAAUUGCGAUGAUAAUGCUGUUUGACAAGGCCAGCUUGAAACAGGCUACACAUACACACGUAGCGAAUACAUAUUGACAUUAUAGUAGCUUUGUUGCAAAGUCGGUCAUUCUUGUCCAUAUGUACUGUUUUAAAUGUACAAUUUGAAUACACAUUUUUAAUUGCAUCUUAAUGUUGAGGAACGGAUACAUAAAUACUGCUGGGUCCCUAUAGUACACAACCUUACAGUUUAUUUUGGAUGAAAGUGCAAACGCAGAUUUCUGAUGCCAAGUAUAAAGUGGUUAAGUAUGAAUCGGAUUGAAUUCAGUUUAACGCGAUUGAUGUGUACACUAUACGGUGUGGCGUUUCAAUCAUCCAUCCCUGCGGGAUCUGAUCUAGUUCUGGACUACCUUAUGGGCAAGUCAACAGUGGGUGUCCUUGGGCGGGACCUCGUCCCUGAAUGAGAAAUGUGAAAUUCCCACCUCUGGUUAAGUGAGGGCUGUAAAUGGGGAGAUUGGUUCCCACCUCACACUCAAUUUGGCAAGAAACCACUUAAUCACGUUCUGUAUAUCAUCGGGGCUUUUGAUUAAUUUCAAUGCAAAAAUGAAUUUCCGAUGUAUACCAGUGGAAAAUCUAAUAACGAGAAAAAUAUAAGCCACACUGGGCAUUUCCCUUUAAACAAAAAUGUUUCGCAAUGCCUGCCAUAGCAUGAUGAUUUGCAUUAACCAACGCUUCAGCCUAAAUGAAGCAUUUUCCAUUUGAUGUGUACGGUUAUCAAUUCGUUUGGAGAUGGCGUAUGCAUAAUGACGAUCCUUUUCUCCACUGCAAAUGAUCUUUGAUGUCUCUGUUGAUCAACCGUAGCAUCUCGAUUGCAGUGCUGGCUGUGAGGGCAUGAUUACAUGAAUAAUAGCAAAGCCAAGGUGGUUUACACUAAAGCUGUUCGUAAACCCAUACAAACUAGGAGAAUUAUGCUGUCUUACGUUCAGAUGUUUAGAAGUGGAUUACAUUAUAUUUUAGCUCUGCUGUACAUGCUAGCAUGAAUUGUUCGUAUUGUAUAUUCUAAAAGAAAUACAUUUAAAAUUGUUGGUUUUUCCGUUUCGUUUGCCAGACUUCUAUACGUACGGUAACUGUAUUUGCAAACGUAUCUAAAGUGACUGAACAAUUAGUUGAUUUGUCUCAAACUCUGUAAUUUCACUUUUUGUUUUGCAACGGCUUGGAUCUGCGACAACAAUAAAAGGAAAGUUAGCAUUAAGCACCGAUGCUACGUGGGUGUUCAUGUAUUUAUAGUUGUGCAAGUGUGUCACUGCGGGUAACAUACGCGAAUUAAAACAUGCUUCUUUGGGUCACAA
This is a messenger RNA of Petromyzon marinus (sea lamprey), 7102 nucleotides long. The record is from RefSeq and is a predicted model, not a curated record. NCBI's taxonomy places the organism in Eukaryota, Metazoa, Chordata, Hyperoartia, Petromyzontiformes, Petromyzontidae.